AUGGAUCAAGACUUAUAUAUAUAUCCAGGUAUUACUAAAAAUCUAACCAAAACUAUGUGUGGAAAACUAAAGAGAUUCAUUAAAAAACAAUUUAAAGAUCAAUCCUUUUUAUAAGACGAUCCAAAAGUCAAGGAAUUUUUAGAUACUUCUCAAUAUGAUUAUAAAGUGCUCAAUUUAACCUCAUUGAAAUAAAGUACAAUUGGAAAAGAAAUUGUUAACUUUUUUUUUGGCAAUCUCAUUUGGUGUUAGGACAUUAAUGAACUCAAUAAAUUAGACAUCAACUACUAUUUUCAAUUCAAUCAUGUUUGGUAUGAUUAAACAGAAGAGGACUCAAAAGAAAAAAAAGAUAAAUAAGACUUCUUAGAGAAGUAGGAGAAACAAGAGAAAUAUGAAAAAUAAGAAAAAUUAGAAAAGCUAGAAAAACUAGAGAAUGCUUCUGAUCAAGAUGUUAAGGUAAAGAAAGUUAAAAUUGAUUGA
Messenger RNA from Paramecium tetraurelia, 477 nucleotides. RefSeq lists its product as uncharacterized. The record is from RefSeq and is a predicted model, not a curated record. Lineage: Eukaryota; Ciliophora; Oligohymenophorea; Peniculida; Parameciidae. The transcript is spliced from 2 exons.